GUUUGCAACAGUUACAUCGAGCAGUCACCUGCAAUAACCAUCGUUUAAUUUCACAUAAAAAAAGAUGAAUUCUACCAUCAGAAACCCGGUUUUACUGACCUCCCCUCCAAUUCCGGGGGGUAUGUUCCCUGGUCGCAUGGUGAGAGUGAAGGGAAGCACUCCUCUUGAAGCCACGAAGUUCGGCCUAAACUUCCAACAUCAUUAUAAAAAUGCAUAUGAUAUGAUCGCGUUCCAUUUCAACCCUCGCUUCACGAGCAACACCGCCGUGCGAAACCAUUACAUCGCUGGUGCGUGGGGUGUAGAAGAGGAGGACGGAGCGCUACCACUCACACCUGGAACACCAUUUGAUAUCCUUUUCAUCUGUCAUUACGAUCGUUUUAAGGUGAUGAUAAACGGAGCACAUUUCUGCGACUUCUUCCACCGCGUCCCGUUCCAUAGGAUCUCUAAUAUAAACGCGUGGGGGGAUGUCAGCAUAGAGUCCAUUGAGUUCGGGGGAACCCCACCACCGGUGGAUUACCUUUCUGGGCAAGCAAACGAUGACCAAGUCUGCGGUCCGUACUAGACAAAGAGAGAAUAUGAUACCGGAAAACUAAUUCACUUUCAUUUUUUGUUUUAU
Molecule: messenger RNA, 616 nt
Organism: Spodoptera frugiperda (fall armyworm)
Lineage: Eukaryota; Metazoa; Arthropoda; Insecta; Lepidoptera; Noctuidae
Product: galectin-7-like
Exons: 6
Coding region: 65-562 (165 amino acids)
Molecular function (GO): carbohydrate binding; galactoside binding
Source: RefSeq, a predicted model, not a curated record